Messenger RNA from Caenorhabditis sp. 36 PRJEB53466, 270 nucleotides. The record is from the annotation of a GenBank genome assembly. Lineage: Eukaryota; Metazoa; Nematoda; Chromadorea; Rhabditida; Rhabditidae.
AUGCGGAACGGAAGAGGAAUGUGCAGGACAAAUGGGCGACGGAAGGAGGAGUACAAGCAGACGAAUUGGAGUGCUAGCAUGAAGAAAAGAGGCGGCGACGAGAGGUUUUCAGUGAAUUCACAUUGAAAUGUACACAGAAUUUGAUUUUUCAGCGCAUUCUUCAAACGAAAAAUUUGUAAAAGCUGGAAUAAAUCUUCAGAUCGUUCCGAACGAAAAGAGGACAAGAAGGAAAAAGAGGCGCUUGUAGCGGUGAUGACUCGUUUCCUCUAA